Paramecium octaurelia is the source of this 1417-nucleotide messenger RNA. The record is from the annotation of a GenBank genome assembly. Lineage: Eukaryota; Ciliophora; Oligohymenophorea; Peniculida; Parameciidae.
AUGAAAUCAAUAUCAUAAUAGACAAGAUCUCUGAUUUAGAAAUAAUAGGAGUUAGGGUUGAUUGAUUCUAGGAUUUCUUAAUUAAAAUAAUAAUUACAAUUAUAAGAAUCUAACAAUCACAUCAUUGAAUUUAAGGUUAAUAAAAUUUUGGAAACUAAAUAGAACACAUUUAAGGAUUAGUCUGAUGUAUUAUCUGUAUUUUAUUUACCUAGCAUAGUAGAAGAAUUGAAAAUCUGAACUAAGAAUAAGAAAACAGGAACAGUAAAAUUAAGUUAUUGAAACAAUUACAAGAAGAAGAUUCAAUAAGAAGAAAAAGAGACUUAGAUGAGGAAAAACGACUUGAAUAAGAAAUAAUGAAAGAACGAUAAAUGCUAUAUCAAUUACAAUAUAAACAUAGUUAAAAUGAAGAGCUCUAACUUAAAUAGUAGCAGUUCUAAAAGGUAAAUUUAAGCCUUACAUAGUCUUGUAGAUAUAAGAAGAGAAAUUUAGAAUGAAAUAAAAAUUAGAUAUGCAAAGAAUUGAAAAAAUUGAAAAUGUUAGAAAUUCUUAAAUAAAAAAGAAAGCAGAACUUUCAGCUAAAUUUGAUUUAUAGUAGUAAGAGUAUUAAUUAAAAAUUGAAGAAGAAUAAUAGUUAUUAAAGUAUGUAGUCAUUUGAAUAUAGAAAAUUGUCAUUCUCUUAAUUUAGAUUCUAAGCACUUAAAGAUGAUCUUGAUUUAGCUCAGAAGAUAUCCAUAAGAGACUAUACUAAUUCUGCAACAAAUCAGGCUUUUAUCAAACAGCCUUUAGAUUAAUCCAAGAUCAAAAAAGCCAUUUUCACAAGUCCUUAUGCAUAAAUCCCCUCCAUACUAAAUCAAAAGUAUUAAUGUAUGAUUUACCUAGAAGUGUGGAUAAAUUGAAUCUGCUCUAAAAAUUAUUGAAGCCUUCUUUCAAAGAUCAAUAAUAAACAACUGAAAGGUUAAACAAGAAAAAUAAUUAAACUCAUUUCAAUACUUAACUUUCUGAUAGAACUUAUACCAAAGAGAAUUCAUCUAAAUUUGAUACAGAAGCUAGUAAAACCAAAAAAAAUAAAUUUUAACCUAUUAAAAAACAAAAUACUAAUUUGGAUACUCCAAGGAAAAGUUCACUUAAAUUGAAUACAAAUUAGAAUCAAUAAUAAAACUAGUAAUCUGGCAGCAUCUCUAACCCUUAAGAUCAAUAGCAGAUGGAAGAAUCUUAUAAAGAAAAUGAAUAGCAAGAUGAUUAUGAAUAAGAGAACUAUAAUAAUUCAAAGGAUUAUGAUGAGUAUGAAGAUGAUAAUAAAACUCCUUUGUAAGAUUAAGAUAAAUAACAAGAUGAAAAUUAAGAAUAAAACAAAUAAAAUGAAGAGGAAUUCUAAGAUGAAGAACAAUAUCCAGAUGAUAAUGAUGAAGAAUAGUGA